This is a messenger RNA of Acanthoscelides obtectus, 784 nucleotides long. Lineage: Eukaryota; Metazoa; Arthropoda; Insecta; Coleoptera; Chrysomelidae. The record is from the annotation of a GenBank genome assembly.
AUACAUGCGGGGCCGUAGUGGAAUAAUAGCAUCCAAUCGUACUGUAAGAACUUCUAAUUUGUUAAGGCGUAGCGCCAAUAAUAUAGAUACCAAUGGGCACAGGAGCAGGUAAAUUGGCAUCAGGAGUGGCAAAAUUGCAUGUUUUCCGAUGAAACACGUUUCAACCUACACCACUCUGAUGGUAGGGUCCUUGUUUGGAGGCAAGCUGGGGAACGAUAUGAUGAAGAAAAUACGGGUCCACAAGAGGCGUUUGGUGGAGGUUGCAUUACCGUUUGGGCUGGAGUUGUGAACAAUGGGAAAACUGAACUUUUUAUUUCAAACAGGAUAGUCGAUGCUGCAGUUCAUAGGGACAACAUUUUAAACAAUAUCGUUGUACCUUUUGCACAAGAUGGGGGGGGGGAGGAUUUUGUCAUCAUCGAUGAUAAGACUAGGCCGCACAGAGCUCUUACGGGUAUAAACUUUUUGGCAAAAGAUAGGUACAUUACUGCCUCUGCCAUCAAAGUCUCCAGACUUAAACAUAAUUGAGCAUGUAUGGUCUCGACUAAAUUUCUUAGUGCAGUCAAGACAAAAUGCUCCUUAAACAAUGGAUGAGCUGUUUGAGGCCACUCAGGAAUAGUGGGAAAAAGCUAACCCGAGGUUUUAUUAUUUAUCAAUCACCUUCUGAAAAGUAUACCACUAAGAAGCCAGGCUGUAAUCGAUGUGCGGGGUAGCCCUAGAAGGUACUAACAAUAUUGUUUAGAAUAACUGUUUCUGUUUUGUAAAAAGUUCGUUUUUGUCAUCAUAG